GGCAGCCGCAAGGAAGUCAAGAUGGAGCUGUGGUUCCUCGUGUCUCUCGCCUGCCUGGCCCUUUCGCAGGCAGCGCCCCCGCCCUCUGGCCGGCCCGUGGCCCGUGCGGCCCAGCUCUCCACGGACUUCGGGGCGAGGGUCUUCCGGGAAGUGACGAAGGCCUCCAAAGACCAGAACCUGGCCUUCUCCCCGUUCGGCGUGGCGUCGGUGGUGGCGAUGCUGCAGGUGGCAUCUGGGGGAAACACCCGGGGCCAGAUCAAGGGUGCCCUGAGAUACAGCCUGAAAGAACGGGGCGUUCCGCAAGCCCUGCGGCUGCUGCAGAAGACCCUGACUGACCCCAGGAGCAAGGAUGUGGUGGAGAUGGCCGACGCCCUUUUUGUGCAGCGCGACCUGCCCUUGGUCUCUGGCUUCAUGCUGCGCUUCCGGCGUAUUUUUCACCAGAUGGUCAAACAGGUGGACUUCACAGAGAGGGGCCGUGCACGUGGCAUCAUCAAUGCCUGGGUGCAGCAGCACACCAAUGGGAUGAUCCAGGACUUCCUGCAGGAGGGUACCCUGGGUGCCAUGGUGCGCCUGGUGCUGGUGAACGCCAUCCACUUCAAAGGCCGCUGGCAACUCCCCUUCCCGGAGGCCGCGACGCGCCAGCGGGUCUUCCACAAGCUGGACGGAAGCACCGUCUCAGUCCCCAUGAUGGAGCAGACGGCCCAGUUCAACUACGGUGAAUUCUCCACCCUGGAGCACAUGGGUUACGAUGUCAUCGAGCUGCCCUACCAGGGGGAGAUGCUCAGCAUGCUCAUUGCCACCCCCUUCCAGCUGAAUGCCCCCCUCUCGGCCCUGGCGGCCGUGAUCGACACCCAGCUCAUCGCAGAGUGGAAGAGCAACAUGUCCACUGUGACACGGCUCCUUGUCUUGCCCAAGUUCUCUCUGGAGAGCGAAACUGACCUCCGUGGGCCCCUGGAGGCUCUGGGCAUGACAGACAUGUUUGAUUCCCAGAAGGCCAACUUCAGCUGCCUCUCAGCUGGGGACUCACUCUUUGUGGCUCAGGCACUGCAGAAGGUGAAGAUCGAUGUGAAUGAGAGUGGGACUGAGGCCUCUUCUGCCACAGCUGCAGUCCUCUAUGCCCGGAUGGCACCCUUGGAGAUUGUGCUGGACAGGCCCUUCCUUUUUGUGGUGCGGCACAACCCGACUGGCACCAUCCUCUUCAUGGGGCAGGUGAUGGAGCCCAGAGCGCCCCUCUUCCUUGGCGCCUGACAUCCCUCGGAAGCUGACGCUGGGGAGGACCCAUCUUCGCCUCCCAAAGGCUCCCUCCGGAUGGAAGCCCUGUGACGCUGAGCCCCUUCCCCUGCCUGGCCCUGUCACUCUUGGCAUUGAGGGCAGCAGUGCAAAAACCGGGCACCUCCCCUGAGAGUCACCAUUGGCAGAGGAGGGUCCAGAGAGGAGGCAGCUUGGAGGCACGAGGGGAGAUCUGCCCCCGCUGCCAAGGAAGACCUGGAUCGGAGAAGGGCCUCUUGGUGUCACCCUGAUUCAGGACGCCAGCCUUGUUCAGGCACCGCUGCCUGUUUA
Candoia aspera is the source of this 1560-nucleotide messenger RNA. It is a transcript of the gene SERPINE1, whose product is annotated as serpin family E member 1. The coding region runs from base 22 to 1248 and encodes 408 amino acids. NCBI's taxonomy places the organism in Eukaryota, Metazoa, Chordata, Lepidosauria, Squamata, Candoiidae. Gene Ontology annotation, biological process: negative regulation of vascular wound healing; negative regulation of plasminogen activation. The transcript is spliced from 9 exons. The record is from RefSeq and is a predicted model, not a curated record. Gene Ontology annotation, molecular function: serine-type endopeptidase inhibitor activity.